Messenger RNA from Myxocyprinus asiaticus (Chinese sucker), 4898 nucleotides. RefSeq names its product transducin-like enhancer protein 3-A. NCBI's taxonomy places the organism in Eukaryota, Metazoa, Chordata, Actinopteri, Cypriniformes, Catostomidae. Gene Ontology annotation, molecular function: protein binding; transcription corepressor activity. The coding region runs from base 583 to 2865 and encodes 760 amino acids. Gene Ontology annotation, biological process: negative regulation of canonical Wnt signaling pathway; regulation of DNA-templated transcription. The record is from RefSeq and is a predicted model, not a curated record. The transcript has 21 exons. Gene Ontology annotation, cellular component: transcription regulator complex; nucleus.
CGUGUCAGUAGACUGUCUGUGUGUGGCACAGGGUUGCGUUGCUGGAAGAAGGGGGAAAUGAGCGAAAGGCGAAGAAGUACAACGUUACUCUUUUAAACGUUGCAAACCUCUUCAAAAUCGGAAGUACAUUUUUGGCAGUGUUUUCUGGUGGAUUACGCGAACAUUUUUCUGCGCUGUGGAGUUUGGCGUUUCUGUAUUGCUCUGCCUUGGACCCUCGCGCGGAGAUUCACACACUCCUCGAGUCGCCUCUUUUGAGAAAGAGAGAGCGAGCGCUCACGGGAGAUGUUUUUCGCCGUUUGCGUCCACCAGGAACCGUUUCUUCCUCUCAGCGCCGAAGAGUAAGACAUUAAAUUGGUGUUUAACAUUUCAGAACUUGAUUGCAGUUGCUGAAACGGUGGAAGUGAUUCGGCGAUUCGGACGCACAAAGACAGGGAUCAAGCAGCAGAGAUCUGAGAGCACAGGAUUUUGCCCCCCAGCGUCCAGUGGGCUUCGUGUCCGACUGAUUUUUGUCGGGUACAGUGGCGUGCCAGUGGACACCUCCCCACCAAAUAGACCUCCAAUAAAUAAAGGAUACAUUUCAAUAUGUAUCCACAGGGCCGGCAUCCGGCGCCCCACCAGCCUGGUCAGCCAGGCUUCAAAUUCACAGUGGCGGAGUCCUGUGACAGGAUCAAAGACGAAUUUCAGUUCCUGCAAGCCCAGUAUCACAGUCUUAAAGUGGAGUACGACAAACUGGCCAAUGAGAAGACAGAGAUGCAGCGCCAUUAUGUCAUGUACUAUGAGAUGUCCUAUGGGCUGAACAUUGAAAUGCACAAACAGACCGAGAUUGCUAAAAGGCUCAAUGCGAUUCUAGCCCAGAUUAUGCCUUUUCUGUCACAAGAGCACCAACAGCAAGUAGCGCAAGCUGUUGAACGUGCAAAGCAAGUGACAAUGACUGAACUGAAUGCUAUCAUCGGGGUACGUGGACUUCCCAAUCUGCCUCUCACCCAGCAGCAACUCCAGGCCCAGCACCUCUCUCACGCUGCCCACGGCCCUGUGGCUUUACCCCCCCACCCUUCUGGCCUGCAGCCCCCUGGAAUCCCACCGGUCACCGGCUCCGGCCUGCUGGCUCUGGGAGCCUUGGGAAGUCAGCCACACUUGCCUGUGAAGGAUGAAAAAAACCACCACGACUUGGAGCACAGAGAGAGCACAAACAAUUCCAUCUCUCCAUCAGAUAGCCUUCGCACAACCAGCGAGAAGCACCGUGGCUCCUCUGAUUACAGCCUGGACUCCAAGAAACGCAAAGUGGAAGACAAAGACAGCAUGAGUCGAUAUGACAGUGAUGGAGACAAAAGUGAUGAUCUUGUGGUUGAUGUGUCCAAUGAGGACCCUGCCACUCCCAGAGGCAGCCCUGCCCACUCCCCUCCUGAGAAUGGCAUAGAUAAGCCCCGCCCUGCAAAAAAGGACAUGCCCAACAGUCCCGCCUCUGUGGCCUCCUCCGGCAGCACUCCCUCCUCCAAAAACAAGGAGCACGGUCAUAAUGACAAAUCCUCCACGCCUGGUCUCAAGUCUAACACCCCCACACCUCGUAACGAUGCCCCCACCCCGGGCACUAGCACCACCCCUGGCCUGCGGCCCAUCCUGGGCAAGCCUCCGAUGGAAGCUCUGGCCGCCCCUGCUCUGCGCACCCCCCUCUCCUACCCGACUCCCUUUGCCAUGAUGGGCCACCAUGAGAUGAAUGGCUCUCUGACCAGCCCUGGAGUCUACGCUGGCCUGCACAUCUCCCCUCAGAUGAGUGUGGCUGCAGCCGCUGCCUAUGGACGCUCGCCCAUGGCUGGUUUCGAACAUCCUCAUAUGAGAGCUCCCGGCCUCCCUGCCAGCCUCACCUCAAUCUCUGGGGGAAAACCAGCGUACUCUUUCCAUGUCAGUGCUGACGGACAGAUGCAGCCUGUACCCUUCCCUCCAGAUGCACUAAUUGGUCCAGGGAUCCCACGCCACGCCCGUCAGAUUAACACCCUCAGUCAUGGUGAGGUUGUGUGUGCCGUCACAAUCAGUAACCCCACUCGCCAUGUCUACACUGGCGGCAAGGGCUGUGUUAAGAUCUGGGACAUCAGUCAGCCUGGAAGCAAGAGCCCAGUGUCUCAACUAGACUGCCUGAACAGGGAUAACUACAUUCGCUCCUGCAAACUGUUGCCUGAUGGCCGCACUCUAAUCGUUGGAGGAGAGGCCAGCACUCUAACCAUUUGGGAUCUUGCAUCCCAGACACCCCGCAUUAAAGCCGAGCUGACCUCCUCUGCGCCGGCCUGCUACGCGCUGGCCAUCAGCCCUGAUGCUAAAGUGUGCUUCUCCUGCUGCAGUGAUGGCAACAUUGCCGUCUGGGACCUCCAUAACCAAACCCUUGUCAGGCAGUUCCAGGGUCACACCGAUGGUGCCAGCUGCAUUGACAUCUCUCAUGAUGGGACCAAGUUAUGGACGGGUGGCCUUGACAACACAGUACGCUCCUGGGACCUCAGAGAAGGACGGCAACUCCAACAGCAUGACUUCACAUCUCAGAUCUUCUCGCUGGGCUACUGUCCCACGGGUGAGUGGCUGGCUGUUGGCAUGGAGAGCAGCAAUGUGGAAGUUCUCCACCACACCAAGCCUGACAAGUACCAGCUACACCUUCACGAGAGCUGUGUUCUCUCUCUCAAGUUUGCCUAUUGUGGUAAAUGGUUCGUGAGCACUGGGAAGGACAAUCUGUUGAAUGCAUGGAGGACUCCCUAUGGCGCCAGCAUAUUCCAGUCAAAGGAAUCAUCCUCAGUCUUGAGCUGUGACAUCUCAGCUGAUGACAAGUACAUUGUAACAGGCUCUGGAGACAAGAAGGCCACGGUGUAUGAAGUGAUCUACUAGACUGAGAUGUAACAGCCUCCCUGGAGGAGGAAGGGAGGGACAGAUGACUUCUCACUCCAGUGACUCUCCUAGUCAAAUAGACAGGAACAGCCUUUGUCUGUCUGUCUGACUGCCUGUCUCAUUCUCACUGACUAUAUUACUGACUGGCCUGGCCGCGGCUUGGACGAGUGGGCACUGGGGUGACCGGGACUUGAGCUGCCUGGACUUGGACAUAAAUGUGCAGCCCUACAGACCCCAAACACCUCCUCCACCGUGACCACACUCAGCCCAGUUUAUAUGGCACUAGAGAACAUUGUCUCAAUGUUUCUUUCCUUGCUGUUUUUUUCCAUCAUAUAUUUCUUUGAUGGAUUUUGUCUUUUUUCUCACUCUCUAAGCGGUGAGAAUUAUCCAUAAUGCAUCGUGAAGCAGUACUUCGUUCUGAAACUUCAUCUGCGUGGAGGCUAUGUGAAAAGUGUACAUAAUGGAGUAUUAAAAUGCCUUUUAUAGAUUUCUAUUUUGGUGUUCAGUUACAAAUGUGAUGGUUCUCUCUCUCUCAUUCUCUCCUUGAUGCCUCGUUUCCCCUUUGAGGUUUGGAAAUUAGAUUAAGACGUUUUUUUCUAAGGAUAUUCUAUUCUGUUUUUUCCCCCUUUGAGAAGUUCAUUUUCCAGGCUGACCUUUUAUGGAAAUCUAAUUUGCUUUUUCCCCCCUCCCUCCUGAAAAACAAUUUUGAGCUAAAUUGCAUUAGAGGCAUUUUUGUAAAAUGUCCUGUGGCAUUUUUUUUUUUUUUUUUUAGUGGCUUACACCCCAUUGCAAAGCACCUGAGACUGCAGUUUAGGCUCCAUAGGAGGGGCAGUUCAGUUCUCCAACAAACCUCAAUGAAAAUCAAAACCCUGCCUUCUGCAAGCAGAGAGUCCCUCUUUUGGGGGACAAGACCUGGAUUUUGAAUUACGAUUGUAUUUACCAAUUAGUAGAGGACUAUUCUCAAACUUGUCUCUUCAUUGUGCUUUUGUAUGACCAGGACAUGACAACUUGUCUUGUAGUGGAAGGCUUGAAAUUUGGAUAAUUUGGUUGUUUUCCUCCCCCUUCCCGUUCCUGAGUCCCAGUGACAUACACUGUGGUUUGUGUGCAUAGUGUUUCAUGUACAGGAAGCACAUGGUAAAGGUAAAAUGUCUGCAGAUAAGCCAAACGGACCAUAAAACUCUUGCCAAGAAAUUUACUAGAUGUCCAGCUUGUUUAUAUCGUCACACUGUUAGCGUCCCCCUCCCAAAGCAAGAGCAAAGAGCUGGAAGAAACGGACACUUCUCAAAACACACCAAAGUAUGUAGCAAACUGUGUUGUCACUGAAUAUAUGUACAGUUGUUGAUAAUUCAAUAAACUGUUUUUGUAAAAAAUGAAAUAUUUAAGAAUGCCUUCUAUCUCUCUCUGUCUGUGUUGUAAAUUAGUUUCCCAGUGCCUCACGUUGGCCUCUUCAGUGGCAGUAUUGUAAUGACACAUCAAUGGAGAGCAGAACUUCAAGCCACUUAAGGGGGAAGCAUGAUGCAAACCUUGUUCUUCGGCCUCUGAAUGUUCUGUUGGUAGUGGAGCACUCUUAUUAGGGGGUCAGCUGAGAUUAAUGCCCUCUCCAGCCCUUAUUUUCUGUCUGUUCAUGUGUAUACCGAGGGGCUCUCUUUGAGAACUCCCUCGUCUGUUUAGUAAUGUUUUUGUAAGAUUAUAAAAGCAGAGGCGGAUGGUUUCGGCUCUGAAAUGGUCUCUCUGCUCAGUCCCCUCUCUUUAACUCCCCUUAUAUAGACACAAGUGUGCAUUUCCUGAGUGCAUCUAUAAAGCAGCCACUGUGCACUUCUGGAACUUUCUCUCAAUCAAGAGGUUGAGGGGCCGUACAGGGAUGAAAGGGUUUGCUCCUGAGUGCAUGACACUGGACGAGUAGAAGGGCUGUCAGCCAUUUCCAUCCCUUUUCAAUCUGUUGGCGAUGGAAAAGACUUUUCAUUUACAUUUUGUAUUUCUUAUUGUCAAUUAAAGGAAUAUUGUGGGUUCACAAAAGUUAAACCUAAUCAGCA